CGAUCAGCUGAUUCACCGGCAGCAUGAGGCGGUGGUGGCGGACCGGGGCGACCUUGGUGGUCGGAGCGGGACUCGGAGCGUCGGCAAACCGCCUGCUGAGCGAUGGAGGCCUGCGUGAGAAGGAGCAGGGAGCUGGUCCGCUGAGCCGGUUCCCGGUGAUCCCGGUACCGGGAGUCCCGACGGUGGAGGCUUCCGAGCUGCAGGUGAGUCCAGGUAACUCAGGAGCGGUGAUGAAGUACGGCUUCCCUUCACUGGCUAACGUCAAGACCAGAGAAUCCUACGUCACCUCCUACGACCCCCGCACACGCACUGCAUCCUGGGUAAUAGAGCGGCUAAAUCCUGCCUCCCUGAGCGGACAGUCCAACAGGAAGUACUGCGAGUUCAAAGAAGACGACAGCGUUCACAUUUUCCACCGAGCGACCAAUGCUGAUUACAAGGGGAGCGGCUUCGACAGGGGUCACCUGGCUGCAGCAGGCAAUCACAAGUGGAGCCAAAAAGCCAUGGAGGACACGUUCUACCUGAGCAACGUGGCUCCACAGAACCCUCACCUGAACCAGAACACCUGGAACAACCUGGAGAAACUCUGCCGCUCUCUCACCAAACGCUACCUCAACGUCUAUGUCUGCACUGGCCCGCUCUACCUGCCCAGGCAGGAGGCUGAUGGGAAAUUCUAUGUUCGAUAUCAAGUGAUAGGACAAAACCACGUUGCUGUGCCAACACACUUCUUCAAGGUGCUGAUCUUGGAGCAGGGAGAUGGCAGGGGGGUGGAGCUUCGCUCAUAUGUGUUACCAAACGAACCAAUCAGUGAGCAGGUUCCUCUGGAGCGGUUCCUGGUUCCCAUAGAAACCAUUGAGCGGGCGUCGGGACUCCUGUUUGUGCCGAACAUCAUGAAGAGGACGAGUGGCGUGUACGCCAUCAGCGAAAGAUGAACCAUGUUACCCACAAUCCUCUGCUUCAGACUGUGUUAAACCUUUAAUCGAUUACAGAUCAAUAAUCUCUGAAUGUGUGUUCAUGAAUGCCUAUCAUUGAUUAAAUAUUGAUAAACUUUAUUUUAAUUCAA
This is a messenger RNA of Archocentrus centrarchus (flier cichlid), 1060 nucleotides long. RefSeq names its product endonuclease G (gene endog). Gene Ontology annotation, cellular component: nucleus; mitochondrial inner membrane. Gene Ontology annotation, biological process: apoptotic DNA fragmentation. The transcript has 6 exons. The record is from RefSeq and is a predicted model, not a curated record. Gene Ontology annotation, molecular function: RNA endonuclease activity; single-stranded DNA endonuclease activity; nucleic acid binding. Lineage: Eukaryota; Metazoa; Chordata; Actinopteri; Cichliformes; Cichlidae. The coding region runs from base 24 to 929 and encodes 301 amino acids.